AUGCGCUAUCAAAACGUCUUUCUGUUUGACAUCCCACAAGAGAUGGUCCAGGUUUCUAAUGGUGUGGACAUAGACGUAUCUAAGCCUGUCUGGAAGGGAGGACGCGUCUCUUUCAUUACUAAGUCGCCAAUGCAUGUCACCGAGCAGACAACUGUUCUGGCCAGUACCGUGUCUUCGUCGAUACCAGUAAUGCACACCAAGACAGAAUAUCUCUACUACUUUUGCAUUUCGGAAAACUAUGUGGGAUUUUUGUUUUACAAAUCCUUGAGAGAUGCGAUGAUCCGUGAUGGAAUCUUGGAGUCUAUCUAUGACCCGAGGCUGUCCUUUAUCACCAGAAAGAAUGAGCGAAUUUUGUCAGUGUACAUAAACCAUUUCUUAGAAACUCCCAGUGAUGUUGCCAAUAGAGGGGAGCAGAACUGCAUGAUCUACGAUGCUAUGAUAGAUGUAACGGACUUACAAGUUGUUUGCGCCGAUAAGCUGAGCUGUAGAGAAAAGUAUGCAGAAGUUAGCGCCAGAUAUCGAUCUGACUUCUCCUUCAUUCGCAGUGGUAUAUACUCUACCAAGGAGUGCUUUGGCUUUAUCUUAGAACGAAAUGGCUGCAUCCCAAUCAGAUUGUUCGUUUUCCAAUCUGAAUUAGAAUAUUCAAAGAGUUCAUAUCACGGCUCUACAGUAAAAGAUGAAGAUGGACAGAAAAUAGAGUUUCAGGAUGUGAAGCAUGGAAGCGUUGUUGUGGAGAACAAAUCGGUAACCUUGAAGUCGCUCUCAGAGGUUUCGUUCUGUGUUGAUAAUGGGCACUAUUCGGCAUGGAUUUGCUUUGCUGGCCAAAAUACAAUUGACUAUGAAUCAAGAGCGAUGGGCGACGACUUUUACUGCAUGUUUCUGGUGAAGCAGUCUACGACUUUGUAG
This is a messenger RNA of Giardia duodenalis, 906 nucleotides long. RefSeq lists its product as uncharacterized. Bases 1 to 906 code for a protein of 301 amino acids. The transcript has a single exon. The record is from RefSeq and is a predicted model, not a curated record. Lineage: Eukaryota; Fornicata; Diplomonadida; Hexamitidae.